This is a messenger RNA of Parnassius apollo (apollo), 705 nucleotides long. Lineage: Eukaryota; Metazoa; Arthropoda; Insecta; Lepidoptera; Papilionidae. The record is from the annotation of a GenBank genome assembly.
AUGUCUAUCACGUAUGUUCCGAGAGUAACUCAGCUAGAUUCGGUACAAUUGGAUGGCCAAGUGGAAGAGCUGUUUAAACAAUUAUUAUUCAAUGCCACAAAAUUCCUAGAGCCUGGAAUAUUACAACCAAUUUUACCGGAACUUGAACUUUUACUACGAACUUGGAUAUUUAAAUACUCAUUAUGUGAUAAAAACUGUACAUUUGGACAAGAAAUGCUGUCCUUAAAAUAUAACAAUAGCAAUAUUUCAAAAAGUAAACUUUAUUGGUUCAUUCAAACUGGAAAACAUCCUUUAUUAAUAGAUUUCAUCCUGGGUCUUGAAUUGACAGCUGAUAAACUUGCAAGGGAAGAUCUUACUGAUCUUUCAUGGACUCGUGAACUUCUGUGGCAUAAUCUUAUUGAGUUAAUUGGUACAGCAAUAUCAUUGAUAAAUUUAUUUGGAUUAAAGAGAAGAUUAAGCAAUAUAUUGAAAUAUGUUUGGUGGCGUAAGAACGUGUGUGCUAUUAGCAAUUUAGGAUCACCCAUAAUGACAUUAAACACAAUUUGUGCUUACUGUUCUAAUAAACCAGUCCUACCUCAUAUAAUGGGUUGUUCACAUAUUUUCUGCUACUACUGUUUAAUGGCUAACAAGACCGCUGAUCCAGAUUUUGUAUGUCCAAAAUGUUAUUAUAAUGGGAAAAAUGUAUUUAAAUUUAUUAUGCCAUGA